UGCGUCAUCGCGGCUCUGUCUCUGCUCUGGUCUGCUGGCUGGUGAUUUUUUCGCAUUUGAAAGUAAUUUUUCGUCCCGUCGAGAUCUAAUCCGUGUCAUCAUCCAUCGUGGAUUCGUGGAUCCAUCAGAAAAGUGCUUCGGUCGAUUCGAUUGUUACGGUAUUUUCGUCGAUACGUGGAGUGUUGUUGCAAGUGGCCGUGUUUCGGUACGUGACGUGGCGGAAAACUACGCGAAAAGUGUCGUCGUCCUGCUUGAGGGGGCCUCCUUCGAAAGUUUGUGGUGGAAAUUCCGGAAGGUUUUUUUUUCUUUACUACGGUGGAGCUGCUGCUGCUUCUUUGGGAGUGCUUUGCUGUAAAUCUACCGGAAGUGUUAUCAACAAUAUCACUUCGUGAAACAGUGUGUAUGAGUGUCACCGUUUUCGUAUGAAGAUUACAAAAUCUACUAGUGUUGGCUAGCGGUAUCGAAGAGAAGUGUCUGGAAUUGUGUGAAGUGAUAAAAGCUAGAAAUUGAGUUCCAAAUUGUGAUUUCAACGUAUGAAGAAAUCGUAGAAAACGACGACGGCAAAUCGUCGUCAUCGUCAUCAUCAUCCUUAGCGCCAGCCAUCACCGAGAAGUGCACACUUGAUUUACAACCGAUUUGAUUGGAUUUCGCGUACAGUGCAAUAGUGUGCCUAAGGAAAUUGGCGUCAAAGUGGCAACAGGAGACGAAGACGUCGACGUUUUGAACGGAGGUUUUUGGCGGCUGGAGGUGGAGAAUAAGAAUUCCAUUAAGUAGAGAACAUCCCGGAUAUCUAGAGCAUCCAGGGCGCUAAAGAUGAAUGCCUCCGAUCAUGGGUUCAAUCCAGCAUUUAACAUGGCCACCAUAAGACAGGCGAUCAACGAUACGAUAGAACGAGACUUUGGUGCUCUUCUCAAAACAGUGCGCAUCCCGACGCCAACCCGCCUGCGUGACCUCAUCCGACAGAUCCGCGCCGCCCGAACAGCAGCCGAAGAACGGGCCGUGGUCAAUCGAGAGUGCGCCUACAUCCGCGGAACAUUCCGAGAGGAGGACUCGGUGUGGCGAUGUCGGAACAUUGCCAAACUUCUGUACAUUCACAUGCUCGGCUAUCCGGCGCACUUUGGCCAGCUCGAGUGCCUCAAACUGACCGCCAGUCCCCGGUUCACAGACAAACGGAUCGGCUAUCUGGGGGCGAUGCUACUGCUGGACGAACGGCAAGACGUUCACCUGCUGAUCACCAACUGCUUAAAGAAUGACCUCAACAGUACGACCCAGUUUGUGGUGGGUCUGGCGCUGUGUACCCUGGGAGCCAUCGCGUCGCCGGAGAUGGCCCGUGAUUUGGCCGGUGAGGUGGAAAAGCUGAUGCGCUCGCCCAAUGCGUACAUUCGGAAAAAAGCUGCCCUCUGUGCAUUUCGGAUCAUCAAAAGGGUCCCGGAGCUGAUGGAGAUAUUCCUGCCGGCGACCCGAUCACUGCUGAACGAGAAGAAUCAUGGUAUCCUAAUCGCCGGCGUCACCCUCAUCACGGAAAUGUGCGAGAAGAGCCAGGACACGUUGAAUCACUUCAAAAAGGAUAGUGGAAAUCAAGAGAUUGUCCCCAAUCUGGUGCGGAUCCUUAAAAAUCUAAUCCUCGCUGGUUACUCACCGGAGCACGACGUGAGUGGGGUGAGCGAUCCAUUCCUGCAGGUGAAAAUCCUCCGAUUACUGAGAAUACUGGGCCACAACGACCCGGAUGCUUCGGAGGCGAUGAACGACAUCCUCGCACAGGUCGCCACCAACACCGAGACGAGUAAAAACGUUGGCAACACAAUCCUGUACGAAACGGUGCUGUCCAUUAUGGAUAUCAAAUCCGAAGGUGGCCUCCGAGUGCUGGCAGUCAACAUUCUCGGUCGAUUCCUGCUGAACAGCGACAAGAACAUCCGCUACGUGGCCCUCAAUACGCUUCUGCGGACGGUUCAUGCCGAUAUCAGUGCCGUCCAGCGGCAUCGUAGCACCAUUUUGGAAUGCCUCAAGGAUCCGGACGUUUCGAUUCGACGGCGGGCGAUGGAGCUCUCGUUUGCCCUGAUCAACUCACAGAACAUCCGGGCCAUGUCCAAGGAGCUGUUGAUCUUCCUGGAGAAGGCGGACGCCGAGUUCAAGGCGCAGUGCAGCAGUCGGAUGGUGCACGUGGCCGAGCGGUACGCUACGUCGAUUCGCUGGCGAUUGGAUACACUGCUGAGUGUGCUCAUUGCGGCUGGCAACUACGUGCGGGACGAUGUCGUGUCUUCCACCAUUCAGCUGAUUCUGAACAGCCCACCGGAAGAGCAGGCCUACAUCGGACUCCGACUGUGGGACUCGCUUCACAACAUUACCAACUCGUUCGAGGAUAAGCAACCUCUGCUGCAGGUGGCCGUUUGGACGAUCGGAGAGUACGGCGACCUGGUGUUGAGCAGCGAACGCAUUGAAGAUGUUGAAAUUCCUGCAGAGAGUGAACUGGUGGAACUGUACCAGAAGCUUCUGUGGUCUACAUCCGUGUCGACGGCUAGCAAACAGUACACGUUGGUGUCGCUGGCCAAGCUCAGCACUAGAAUCAACUCGAAAGAGGAGGAGGCUCGGGCGAAACAGAUCAUCGAAGCGUUCGGUUCACACCUACACAUCGAUCUGCAGCAGCGUGGUGUGGAGUUUUCACAGCUCUUCCGUGACUACAGCCAUCUGCGUCCGGCUCUGCUGGAAAAGAUGCCCAAGAUACAGAAAUCGCUGCCCAAUGGAAACGACAGCAGUGGCAUCUUCGACGAGCACUCGAAUAGUAUCGAUCUGAUCGAAGGUGACGACCUGGAAAGCAGCGGGUUGAUGUCCCUUUCCGGGGGAGGAGGAGGUGGCGGAAGCUUGAAAGUGGGGUCUGAUUCGAAUGCUCUUCUGGACCUCCUGGGAGGUGGAAGCGACGAUCCAGCCGAUGGCCUAGGCAUUGUUCCACCAACAAACUCCAUCAUCCCAACGGCGAACACCAACGGAAAGGCCCCCAUGCCGAGCAGUUCAAACAAUCAGGACCUGUUGGAUCUGCUCGGAGGGUUGGAUAUGCCGGCCAGUACUCCACCGGCAGCGAUUCCACCGUUGGGCGGCGGUAUUGGUUUGGACCUGAACAGUCUGAACGACAACAGUAUAAAGGCUGCCACGACAAGCACUCCCGCCGGAACGUUGCCAACGGGUAUGACGGGUUCGUCUUCGUUCGGCGGAUUGGACAAUCUGCUGAACUCGAACGUAACGUUGCCGGCGACGACAACAAUUCCAACGGGGCUGGCUUCACCGACCAGCCUCAUCAAUAGCAGUAGUACCGCCAAUAGCCUUUUCAGCGACUUCUCGUCGAUUAAUAAUAACGAGGAGCACGCGAAAACUCUAACAGCCUUAGAUAAGAACGGUCUACUUGUACAGUUAGUGGCGAAGAAUAGCGGUGGUUGUCUGCAGAUCGUCAUGACAGCUGUAAAUAACUCGUUAACCACACUAGAACAAUACCUUUUCCAGGCUGCCGUUCCCCGAAGCUUUACGUUACAAAUGCUAUCGCCGUCAGGUUCCACUCUUGCACCGGGAGGAACCAUCACUCAGGAGAUGCGAGUAACCAGCACUGCAAAGGCCACCCUCCGAAUGCGACUGCGGAUAUCCUACCAGUGCGAUGGCAAUCCCAUCCUGGAGCAGACCGAAGUGUCCGGAUUCCCCGAGGAACCCACACCGCUCGAAUGAGGUCCGAACUGGAACGUAAACAUAACAGUUAAGUUUUAGUUUGCUCGUCGGCCUGCCGUUUUGACGGCUUGGGAGCCGAAUUUCAGUUCAGGUUUCUUCUUCCGUCUUCAAACUGUGGUGAGUUUAUUGUGUAUGGACAAGAGUUUUGGUUUUAAGUGAUCUAGGGACAAUUUUUAACAAAGGCUAAUCGAACCCAUUGUGACAGAAAAGAAGCAGAAAAUCGUCAGUCCUUCCGAAAUCUACUCUACUUAGCCGGGUAACCAUUAGGGUCGUUUUAUUUGCUGCCACAUGGGGCACUUCUCAACACAGAAACUAGUUAACUAACCCCCCUAAAUCGCUAUGAAUUAUAUUAAAAUUAAUAAUCUAUAUAUAAAAAAAGAAAGUAAAACAAAAACACUACUAGUGAGAUAGAUAAUAUAUUCAUAAGAAAUAGCGUGUGGCAUGACUGCGAAUUAGAGGUGAGCUUCUGCUAGAGUGAUUGGACUUAGAAUGAGUAAAGUUGUAAAUAAUUCGUAAUGAAAACUGAAGGAGAAAAGCGAUAUUAAUAUUAGUACACCUUAGAACCGGAACGUGCAAGCAAGAAACCCCAUGUUUUUGAAACAACUAGUUACUCGGGAAAAUAAGAAGAAAAAGAAGAACGUUGGCUCAAACAGAGGACUCUGUCUCUAUGCUCGAUGACAUAUUUUUGAUUCUUGUGUAGUCUUUCGGUUUUCCACACGAAUUCGCUUUCAUAGUGUAAUUUCUCCAGACUAGCAAAGCGAUAAAAUACUAGAAGCAAGUGUACUGUUUUCCGUCCAAAUACACCCAAUUCGAUGCAUGAUGAAUGUGCGUGUGAAAAGAAAAAAAAAAAACGAUGGCGUGAGAUUCGGAGAAUUUCCGGCUUUUCUUCCUUGACUCGCAACAAGGUCGAGAAAAUCAAACUUAUGUGUAUGGCAAUGCUCUAAAGGGCAAAAGUUUCGCUUUCUAAAAUCAGACUUUUAAAACAUUCUUACUGCUAAGUUUCGACUAGUGUCUCUCCGUGUUCGAAUUCUGAGAUGAUGACAAUAUCUACUACUUAUCUAAACCUAUCUUAAACAGUUGUUUUACAUCCGAUAAAUCGGGACGUUUCAAUUUGUUUGACUCAGUCCGUUAUUACGCUUCACAGAUACGAAGAACGAACACAGUAUUUUUGUACCAUGAGGAAAAUUAGCGAUGUGAAGUCGAAGUUAUAAGGAAAAAAAAUGGAAGAAAAGCGAUAAAACAUGUUAUUCACAAUGAUGUUUAGAGAAACACAGACAACUACUAAAUUGAUAUGAAUGAAAUGUAGGGAUUAGAGGUGUGUGAAAGUAACC
Molecule: messenger RNA, 5039 nt
Organism: Aedes aegypti (yellow fever mosquito)
Lineage: Eukaryota; Metazoa; Arthropoda; Insecta; Diptera; Culicidae
Gene: AP-1gamma
Product: AP-1 complex subunit gamma-1
Exons: 17
Coding region: 814-3708 (964 amino acids)
Biological process (GO): intracellular protein transport; Golgi to vacuole transport; receptor-mediated endocytosis
Cellular component (GO): AP-1 adaptor complex; membrane coat; Golgi apparatus
Molecular function (GO): clathrin-cargo adaptor activity
Source: RefSeq, a predicted model, not a curated record